GCAGCUGACAGCACGUAGCAAAAUGUUUCAGUUUCACACAUUUUAAAAUAUAGGUUAAACUUGAAGAAUAUUAAACUUGAAUACUUUGUGAAAUAGUUCCUAUACAAAAAUAUUUUUUUACGAUGGAAGACCAACGAUUUGCACAUAUUGCAAAUGAUCCUAAAUUCCGCAGGAUUCCCAAAAAGCAGCAAAAAGUAAAAAUUGAUAAAAGGUUCCAGUCUAUGUUUAAAGACCAAAAGUUUAAAGUUAAGUACAGCACCGAUAAAAGAGGACGACCAGUCAGUCAUACGUCUACGGAAAACUUAAAACGGUAUUAUGAUUUAAGUUCGGAGGAGGAAUCGUCCAGUUCAGAUUCUGAAGAUAACGAAAAGCAGAACUCAGAAUCUGAAGUUGGUAAAUUUGUCAAAGCUCCAAAGUCUGACGCAUUUAGUGAAUUGGAGAAAAAAGAUAAGUCAGAUAAAAUUGUAUCAGAUGUGUUAAAACACAAACUGCAGAAUUUGAAUGUUGACUAUGCACGUGGAGAAUCAACUUUGUGUUCAGAAAGCUCCUCUGACGAUGACGAAAGUGAAGAUGAAUUAUCUGAAACUGAUGAAAUCGAACACAAAUGGGGAGAACUAGAUGCAGAUGCAGAAGAAACUGAAGGUACUACAUAUAGAUUAGCAGCAUGUAAUAUGGAUUGGGAUCGAAUACGAGCUAUAGAUUUGAUGGUCCUGUUUAAUUCAUUUUUACCACCAGGUGGUGUGAUUAAAUCUGUUGCUAUAUAUCCUUCAGAAUUUGGUAAAAAACGAAUGGCAGAAGAAGAGAUUAAAGGACCGAUUGAAUUAGUAGAAUCGAAAGUGGAAGAAAACGAUAACGAAAAUGAAGAAGGAUCCAGUUACCACAUGGAAAAAUUACGACAAUACCAGUUAAAUAGACUUAAAUACUAUUAUGCAGUUAUUUCUUUUGACACCCCAAAUUCUGCUAAUAAAAUUUACACAGAGUGUGAUGGAAAGGAGUAUGAAUCUAGCGCUACAAAAAUUGAUUUAAGGUUUAUACCAGAUAGUAUGGAAUUUGAUGACGAGCCUAAAGAAAUGUGUGAUAAAUUGCCAGAUGUAAACAGGUAUCAACCACGUUUCUUUACCACUACUGCACUGCAGCAAGCUAAAGUCGAUUUGACGUGGGAUGAAACAAAUCCUGAAAGGCUGGAAAUUGCCGAGAAACUUAAAAAUGGCAAAGUCGAUGGCAUUUCCGAUGCUGACUUACAGAAUUACUUAGCAAGCAGUAGUGGAGAAGAAGAAACUGAAGAUGAAGAGGAGGAAAAGAUUCAAGAAGAAAGUGGUGGUAGUUCUAUUGAUAAAUACAAGGCAUUACUUCAGGAUAUAGAAAAAAAAGAGAAAUCUAAAAAUCGAAAAGAUAUGGAAAUGGAAAUAUCUUGGGGUAUAGAUUUGAAACAAAAAACUGAAAAGUUGAUAAAAGAGAAUAUGUCCAAAGGGGAUGAGAAGAGUCCAUUUGAGCAGUACCUAAAGAAAAGAAGGGAGAAAAAGAGAGAGAAACGUGAACAGAAAAAGCAUUCUAAAGACAGUGACGAUAGUGAAUCUGACAUUCCUUCCGAUAUAGAUAUGAACGAUAAAUACUUUGCAGAAGAAUUCGAUAACCCCGAAUUUAAGAAAAAGAAAAAGCACACAAAGAAAUCUGAAGACCCUGACGUUGAUGAUCAAAAACAAGCCGAAUUAGAAUUGUUAAUGAAUGAAGAUGAUGGGAAACAACACUUUAGUUUGAAGAAAAUUCAGCAGGGGGAAGAUGAAUCGAAAAAUAAAAAGAAAAACAAAAAAGUUAUGGACAAAAAUGACAAAAGGAAUGACGACUUUGAAAUUAAUGUUGCAGACGAUAGAUUUUCUGCGUUAUUCACAAGCCAUCAUUUCAACAUUGACCCAACCGAUCCCCAUUACAAGAAAACUAAAGGAAUGGAAGUACUUAUCAAUGAAAAACUAAAAAGGAGAAAUAAUGAUAGUGUGGAUAUAAAUAAAAAACCUAAAAUGGAAAGUAAAAAGAAUGUUGAAUUAAAUUUACUAGUUAAAUCUGUUAAAAGAAAGGUAAACACAUUUAAAAGUAAAUAG
Anoplophora glabripennis (Asian longhorned beetle) is the source of this 2096-nucleotide messenger RNA. Its product is annotated as ESF1 homolog. Gene Ontology annotation, cellular component: nucleus. The transcript has a single exon. The record is from RefSeq and is a predicted model, not a curated record. Gene Ontology annotation, biological process: rRNA processing. The coding region runs from base 123 to 2096 and encodes 657 amino acids. Gene Ontology annotation, molecular function: RNA binding. NCBI's taxonomy places the organism in Eukaryota, Metazoa, Arthropoda, Insecta, Coleoptera, Cerambycidae.